AGCGUGGCGGAGGGAUACGCGGCUGAUAUACUCGCUGCGACCCGCCGGUGCAGCUCCAUCUACGGACCGAGCUCCCUCCCAGUCUGCCUCCGCGGAGCCCCGAGAAACACCAGCGCCAUGGCCGAUCAGCUAACAGAAGAGCAGAUUGCAGAGUUCAAGGAGGCUUUCUCCUUAUUUGACAAGGAUGGCGACGGCACCAUCACCACCAAAGAGCUUGGCACCGUCAUGAGGUCGCUGGGCCAGAACCCCACGGAGGCCGAGCUGCAGGACAUGAUCAACGAGGUGGACGCUGACGGUAACGGAACCAUCGACUUCCCAGAGUUCCUCACCAUGAUGGCCAGAAAAAUGAAGGACACGGACAGCGAGGAGGAGAUCCGCGAGGCUUUCCGGGUAUUUGACAAGGACGGCAACGGCUACAUCAGCGCCGCAGAGCUGCGUCACGUCAUGACGAACCUGGGGGAGAAGCUAACGGACGAAGAGGUGGAUGAAAUGAUCAGAGAAGCAGACAUCGACGGAGACGGACAGGUCAACUACGAAGAGUUUGUACAGAUGAUGACUGCGAAGUGAAGCCCGUCCGCCCCCGUCCUGCCCCCCCUCUUAGAAGAAAAGGAAAAAAAAGAAAAAAGAAGAAAAAAAAUCAAAAAUGUUUUACUUACCUCUUCGGAAAAAAAAAAAGUUCAUUUAUUCAUACUGUUUCUGUAUAGAAAAUAAUUGAAUGUUGAAAUAAAAAUAUCCUUUAUGUCCACACAGGAGAAAAAAAAAAUAUACGAAAAAUGUACAAAAAACGUCUGCAUGAAAAAUGAUGGUUAGUGAUCCUGUCCCCCCCCCAUCCUCCUCCAAAGAUCAGUUUAGCAUCAGUACUUGACGAGUUAAAGAUUAAUAACAACAAACCCUGUAACUUCUACCGUCAGACUAAAGCAAAAGCACGAGGCUGAGCUUCUUCCAGUUCGCCGUGCUGCUGGUGAACGUCUGGGCUGGCCAUCUCUUCUUUCUCUUCGUUUUUCUGUUCUUCAUGCAUGCAGCUUGAGGCCGGAGCACUAACCCCCCCUUCUCUCUCUCUCUCUCUCUCUUUCUGUCUUUCUCUCUGUCUCUCCCUCUCUUCUCCGGGCUACCAGAGCGUGCUGGUUCCACUAUAAUGGUCCUCUUGUUGGUUUGGUACAGUUUUUUGUAUUUGGAGAGGAACCCUGUACUGUUAAGACGAGAGAGUAUACCAGGUUCUGAUUUAAGCGUUAAAGUGGAAUGGGACUUAAUUGUAUGCUAGAUAUAAAAAAAAAAAGAAGAAAAAAAAAUGUACAAAAAAUACAUUUUCAAAUGUUUGGCAUGUUAUUUUGUUUUUUAUGUUAUUUGGACGGCCAUCUUAGUAGUUGUUUGUCCUCCCCUUUUUAAAAGAGGGCUGGACUUAAAAAAGUCUUACGGCAAGCUUUUUGUUUUUGUUUUUCUUUCUUUCCUUUUUAUUUUUGUUUGCUAAGAUGGAGUGUCUGUCCUCUUUUCUUGCAAGAGAGAAUCACUGGCCUUCACUUUUCUUUUACUUCUUCUGUUUCUUGACUCGGACCGGAGCAGAGGGGGGGGUGCGCUGCUGUCGACGCAUCAGCGCACCCGUCUCCGCCGCUGCUCGUCUGAGUUCAGUUUACAUUCAUUCCAAGUUGUACAUGCUAGUUUUUUUUGUUUUUUGUUUUGUUUUUGUUUGUUUUUUUUUUUCAAAUAAAAGAACAUGAACUUUA
Molecule: messenger RNA, 1721 nt
Organism: Cololabis saira (Pacific saury)
Lineage: Eukaryota; Metazoa; Chordata; Actinopteri; Beloniformes; Belonidae
Gene: calm1b
Product: calmodulin 1b
Exons: 6
Coding region: 118-567 (149 amino acids)
Molecular function (GO): calcium ion binding
Source: RefSeq, a predicted model, not a curated record